Drosophila mauritiana is the source of this 370-nucleotide messenger RNA. RefSeq lists its product as uncharacterized. The transcript has 2 exons. The record is from RefSeq and is a predicted model, not a curated record. The coding region runs from base 112 to 351 and encodes 79 amino acids. Lineage: Eukaryota; Metazoa; Arthropoda; Insecta; Diptera; Drosophilidae.
AGCAGCUUUCAAAUCAAAAGCACCAAAAACUCAGUUCAGCACACAAUUUGGACACUUAUAUUACCAAAAUUUCUGUUAUAAUUAUUUGUUAAAAAGUUAUUCAGUUAAAGUAUGUUUAAAAUACGCAGUUUAGCGCUCAUGAAACUGAGUGAAGGCGUUUUCGGUCCAAGACUAAUGGCCAAAUCGUCGAAGGAUUCGGGCAAGGAUUCCUGCAAGGGUGCCGAUUCCAAAAAGAAGAAAGACAAGAAGAAGAAGGAUAUGUGUGGCAGAACUGUUGUUCCCACUUCACCACGUUGCAAAAACAAACCCGGCGGCGCAGACAAAUCCAAAGAUGAGUGCAAGAAAAAGUAAAUCACUUAGACCCUUUAAC